AUGGCCGAGUCGAAAAAGAUCAGAUGGAACAACAUCCCACCCACAGCCUCCGCAUCCCUCUGGGCCCGCUACCUCGGACAAUGUUUCCCCGCGCAGGAAGACUACGAGGUGACAGUCACUGACCCGAUUCCCUGCCGGAGUAAGAACGACGUGACCAUCCUACCUUCGCAGCACGACGAGAACCCGACCUUCGUGGAGGCGAUCCGCGUUGCCACCGCCAACGGCGAAGCCAUCCUCAUUCUCUGCCUGGUCAGCCCCAACGUGAAGACCGGAAUCCCGGGCGUGGCUCGCUGCAAGCAAUACAUGGAGAAUCUCUGGCCGCCCGCGACCCCGACCCGCGAACUCCCGUUCUUCGGGGUGGCAAUCGUGGGCAAUGCGCUGUAUCUGUACUGGGAGCCGUCGCCGAGGGCGAGGGACCUGGCGCAGGUGGUCGAGGAAACCUCGGACUGGGAGCUGGGUGGUUGCGAGGGGUUUUUCCAGGCGUCUCUGGAUGACGGUCAUCUGGCGCUGUUUCUCUCGGUGUUCAAGUUCUAUAUCGGGCGCUGGCGGGGCUGGGAAGAGGCGGAUCUGGACGCCGUGAGUGUGGAGGCGGAUAACAACAUCGAGGCGCUGCGGGAUCUGCUGGAUGAACUGCCAUUGACCUUCAGUUCAAAGAAAACGCGAUUUGAGUUGAGUGGCGAAUACUAA
Messenger RNA from Aspergillus saccharolyticus JOP 1030-1, 687 nucleotides. RefSeq lists its product as uncharacterized. The transcript has a single exon. The record is from RefSeq and is a predicted model, not a curated record. Bases 1 to 687 code for a protein of 228 amino acids. NCBI's taxonomy places the organism in Eukaryota, Fungi, Ascomycota, Eurotiomycetes, Eurotiales, Aspergillaceae.